Molecule: messenger RNA, 1946 nt
Organism: Oncorhynchus kisutch (coho salmon)
Lineage: Eukaryota; Metazoa; Chordata; Actinopteri; Salmoniformes; Salmonidae
Product: adenine phosphoribosyltransferase-like
Exons: 5
Coding region: 66-614 (182 amino acids)
Biological process (GO): AMP salvage; adenine salvage
Cellular component (GO): cytoplasm
Molecular function (GO): adenine phosphoribosyltransferase activity; AMP binding; adenine binding
Source: RefSeq, a predicted model, not a curated record
GCAUCUGACCUUUGUCUCAAAAGUCCACACAGACGAUUCCACCGGAAGUUAACGCUCAGUUAGCCAUGGCAGUCCACACGAGAGAAGCUAAAUUAGAUCUGGUCACCAAACACAUAAAACCUUUUCCUGAUUUCCCAAGCAAAGGAAUACUUUUCAGAGACAUCUGUCCAAUUCUCAAAGACCCGGUUGCAUUGACCGCAGUCAUCGAUCUUUUUGAGGAACAUGUGAGGCAGACUCAUCCCCAAGUAGAACUGAUUGUCGGUCUGGAUGCUCGGGGAUUUCUCUUCGGACCCCUUCUAGCCCAGAGGUUAGGAGUGGGAUUUGUGCUGGUCCGGAAGAAGGGGAAGCUCCCAGGGCCUACAGUGUCUGUGGCAUACAAACUGGAGUAUGGAGAGGCCGAGGUUGAGGUCCAGGAGGAUGCAGUGGCUCCAGGAGAGAAAGUGCUGCUCAUCGAUGAUCUACUAGCCACUGGAGGAACCCUGUGUGCUGCCUGUGAGCUCAUGAAGAAACAGAAUGCAGAGGUAAUGGGCUGCAUGGUGAUCAUUGAGCUCAAAGAGCUCAACGGGGUUGAAAAGCUGAAGCCAAAUACCCUCUUCUCCCUGGUGCAGUAUUGAGGUCAAAACAAUUCCAAGUGUUCCAUUCAGUAUGGUUUAGAACACACCACUUUGAUGCAGUUUACUGUCUUACAGUUCCUACCCAACUGUAAUGAACUGUGAUGGAGACCUUUUUUUUGGGUUACAUUUUUGUUACAGGUAAACUUUCCAAAGCAUUUCUAUGAACUAUAAAGCAAAUGCCAUUCAAUUUAUAAGUAUACAUAGUACGUCUCUGACGGUUAUGGAAUUUUGGAAGACUAUUUGGCCAUCCAAAUGACCACGUCACUAUAAUAACUGUUCGAAUAGCAGCAACAACAAAAACAUUUUUACACACACUUUUCUCCUCUCCUCCACGUGCCAUCAUAUGAAUAGAACGGGCGUCCCCAUUCAAGUCAAUGAUGGCAUAAUGGGUGGACUGGCGAAAGCAGGAAGCGUACCAUAGAGAAAGAGGCGAGAGGAUUCUCUCUUCCCAAAACCGGUUCAUGUGAGAUUAACCCUUUUUUGUAUGGAACUCGUGAGGCUUCUUUGAUAACAAUGUGCAAUUGAAAAGCCACUUAUUCUUACAUUGGUUCAAAAUACUGACCCUCAACAAGGUGUAGAUGAGAGAAAUAACAAAAAAUUGCCAAAAGGAAGUGCCGGCUGGCUGGCUUGCCUCUGAAGCUAAGCAGGGUUGUCCCUGGAUGGGUGACCAGAUGCUGCUGGAAGUGGUGUUGGAGGGCCAGGAGGCACUUUUUCCUCUGGUCUUAAAAAAUGCCCCAGGACAGGGAUUGGGGACAUUGCCCUUUGUAGGGUGCCGUCUUUUGUUUGGGAUGUUAAACAGGUGUCCUGGCUCACUAUAAAGAGCACAUGGCACUUAUCUUUAAUUGGGUGUUAACCCUGGUGGCCUGGCUAAAUUCCCAAUCUGGCCCUCACACCAUGAUCACCUAAUCAUUCACCUCUCCUCUUAGUCGGUGCUGUACAUGAGAAUGUGUUCUCAGCCAAUUUAACUGGUAGAAUAAGGGUUAAAGAUCUAAAUGUGGCAUUCUGAGAAACUUAAUGUUGCACGCGUAUCUUCCUUAUUGGCAUUUCUAUUGUUUGAGCAGUCACAGCUUUGUCAAUAUAGACCAUCUGCGUGUACCCAUCAAUGUGCUGUUAUUUUCAUUACUGUCUUGAUCUAUAACCAUUAGUUGUGAUAGUCCUCAUUUAUAUGCAAUAAGUAUCCAUGUCUAAAGAUGCCUUCUGUUAUGUACUGGUGCAAUUAUGAGUCAUUUUGUCAGUAUACUUGUUUCACCAUGACUGGCUAAUUGUUUCAAACUUCUGCAGAAUAAAAAUGAACUGUUCACAUUGGAGAAACAUGUGCACUACGGAAUAAAA